Molecule: messenger RNA, 1054 nt
Organism: Trichobilharzia regenti
Lineage: Eukaryota; Metazoa; Platyhelminthes; Trematoda; Strigeidida; Schistosomatidae
Source: the annotation of a GenBank genome assembly
GUAUAGCUUUCCUAACAACAGGUGGCCGGUCAACUUGUCAGAUGGGUCUUUUAAACCUAUUACGUAAGCUUAAGUCAAAACCAGAGCAAGAAAUCAGGAUUCUUCUUCUUGGUCUGGAUAAUGCAGGAAAGACAACAAUACUCAAACAUUUAGCGUCGGAAGACAUAUCACAAACAACUCCCACCCAGGGUUUUAACAUCAAAAGCGUUCAAUCUCAAGGAUUCAAACUGAACGUUUGGGAUAUUGGGGGACAAAGGAAAAUUAGACCAUACUGGAAGAACUAUUUUGAAAAUACAGAUAUAUUAAUUUACGUGAUAGACAGUGCGGAUAAGAAACGGUUUGAAGAAACCGGUGAGGAGCUUCUGGAACUUUUGUCAGAAGAUAAAUUAGCCGGUGUACCUUUAAUUAUAUUUGCCAAUAAGCAAGAUUUACUUACUGCUGAACCAGCAAAUAGAAUAUCAGAUGGACUUGGAUUGUUGACGAUUAGAGAUAGACCAUGGCAAAUUCAGGGGUGUUCUGCAAUGACAGGCAAUGGUGUACAGGAGGGAAUGGAAUGGGUUAUAAAGACGGUGAAUAGUCGUGGGAAAUUGAAAUAACCAAUUCAACAUACACUAAACAUACUCCUGCUCCUACCUUUAUUCUUCUAGAGUGAGAAAAAAUAAAUGUUGUUCCUUUGAAAUCCUAUUCUAUAUUACAACCAGUAUUGCAUAAUAACUCGUUUCUACUCAUCUUGUGGAAUGUUGAAACCUAAAAAAAAAGUCAUAGCAUCAAACCAAACUCAAUCUACUACAUGUACCACAAUGGUGAAACUUGACUUUUAAUCCAGAAUGAACCAGCAAAAAACAACGAAACUGUCUGAUUCGAUUCGAUUCGAUGAGUCCUUGUCAUUUUCUAGUUUUGCUGUGUUUCCACUUGUUCUUCUCUUCACAAACAGGGCGUAUUUAAUGUUUUCCCUUUUUAUUUUCACAUUCACAAUAUAUAUACUGAGAAAUACAUGUGAAUACAUUGCCAUGUGUACAUAGACUGUGUAUCACGAAUAAUAAAUGCUUUGAAC